Messenger RNA from Biomphalaria glabrata, 1933 nucleotides. RefSeq lists its product as uncharacterized. The coding region runs from base 91 to 1614 and encodes 507 amino acids. Lineage: Eukaryota; Metazoa; Mollusca; Gastropoda; Planorbidae. The transcript has 11 exons. The record is from RefSeq and is a predicted model, not a curated record.
AGGAUGUCAAGCUGAAAAUAAAGACAGUGUGAUUUGGCAAGCAGCUCGAAGCGACAAGUGUUUCUGAGAGUCAAACAAAAACAUGACAACAUGGUUUACACUCUUAUCUCCCUUAUCUUCAUUCAAGUCCAGCUCGUGUCAGGUCAAACAAACAACAAAACAGUAGGCGUCGUAGACAUUGGUGACAAUAAACCAAAGUCGAUGAACCCCUCCGUGGUGUUGGGGAAGAAUACGACACUGACUAAUAAUUCCACCUCGUCUGGAAACAAUAGAUCAGCGGUCGGUAAUUCAACAUCACUCGGCAAUACUAAUUUUACGGCGGCCAAUUACUCGCUUCAUGCAGGAGACACGACCAAUAGCAACACCUCGACGACAAACAGGACGCGUGGGAUAUCCAAGGUGACGGCCAACACUACAGCCGCCAAUGGAACAGGCAGUCCUGAAAACACAACCACAGUCAACGUAAGCACUAAACGGACAGGGCAAAGCGACAACGACACCACUACCUAUUCUCAUGAAAAUUUCUGGAGUCUAUGGAGCGAGUGGAGUUGCACACGGAAUUGCAGUGUACGAGAACAGAUGAGGCUAAGAGACUGUGUUAUUAGAUCAAAGGUAAAGAAAGAAUGUACGGGAAGUGCGAUAGAGUCGCGGCCUGCUUCGUGUCAUGCCUUCAAAUGCCCAUUAGAUUGUGAGUGGCCAUUCUUCGGAGAGAACUGCAGCCGGAACUGCGAGCACUGCAGGGAACAGUGUGACCUGUUCAAUGGAACCUGCAGAAGCUGUUACGACGGCUGGGAUUAUCCCGAGAACGGAUGCAUUCUGGAUCGAACUGGUUACGAAGAAUGGAGUCCUUGGCAAUGCUCGGAAGACUGUUCCAACCCGAAAUUGAUACGUAUACGGCUGUGUAGAGUCUCUGAUCCAAGUUUCGUGGGAGAGCAAGAGAGAGAACCUUGCCAAGUACCGACAGUUGACAGCAAAGAAGGAGAUUGUUAUAUUGGAAAAAUGUGUCCUAAAGAUUGUCCUGAAUUUACUUGGGGCCCCGACUGUGCCCAAACUUGCUACAGCUGUAUCAAAGACUGCAACAAGUUCACUGGCACAUGUGACGCCUGCGUAGCGGGCUACCAGGUCCCCGAAGCUGGAUGCCUGGCGCCUUGUAGUUUCAAUACAUACGGACUAGACUGCAAAGGGAAUUGCUUCGACAAAUGUGGCGAGGACUGUAUCGAGAGAAGUAACGGAGAUUGUAUAGCUCAAUCCAACAGUUAUUUUGCUUUCUUUCUCGUACUCCUGGUCAUCCCCAUCAGUGUCUUCAUUUACUUCGUGGCUGUAAGAAAGAAAGAUGUGGACAAGGCAUUAAUCAGAUCCAUUUCUAGUACGAGAGAAAAUAUUGGAGCGAAUCAGUCCAAGUCCAAGCUGACCAUGAUUGCCAAGUCCAUGUCCCAACCGUCCGUCAAAGCGAGCAGGUCCAGCAGGUCAGAAAGAAGCGUAAUGGACUCCAGGCACGGCAAGAAGCGCGAGAGCGGAGACGUGGACCAAUACAUACCUCCGACCAUCUCCAUUUCUAGAGGUAGCACUAACCUCAUCAAUAAAAGAAAUCCGACUGACUGUGGUUACAUGUAGCCAGCAUGUACACGUCAUUUAUUUAAUUAAAUCUAAUGAAGGGAACUAACCCAACUUAUACUGCUCAUCUGUCAAGUACUGACUGACUUAAUCCUGUGCACUCCCAGGACCGCAACCACACCUCUCCACGGAACUCGGUUCUGGGCAGCUUUCUUCAUCUGCUCCCAUGUCAUUCCUGUACCUUCAGCUUCACUGAUGACUGACCUCUUCCAGGUUGGCCUAGGUCAUAAAAUCGCUCGGGGGAGGGUUAGGUCCCGCUACAAUUAUUAUUGUUCAGAAAUAUUUUUAAAAAAUAAAAAGUGUUCCUUGUGUUUCGUUA